This is a messenger RNA of Cynara cardunculus var. scolymus (artichoke), 2370 nucleotides long. RefSeq names its product dentin sialophosphoprotein-like. The transcript has a single exon. NCBI's taxonomy places the organism in Eukaryota, Viridiplantae, Streptophyta, Magnoliopsida, Asterales, Asteraceae. The record is from RefSeq and is a predicted model, not a curated record. Bases 1 to 2370 code for a protein of 789 amino acids.
AUGGACAAUCACAUUCUCCUUGUAAUCUGUGUUGCAUCUCUCCUUUUAAGCAUCUCGGUGGUUAACGCUUCCGAAGAAAACGGAAAAGAUGAAGUAAAAAAUGCAUUUGRGUCCUUCUUAGAUGAAGCCAAAGAGGCACUUGGUCCAGUUUCAUCAUGGGAUUUACGUAAAGUUAAAGAUACAUUUAGUCCAUCCUUGGAAGAAGCUAAGGAGGCAUUGGGUCCAAUUUCAUCAUUGGAUCAAGUUAGAAAGGCACUCUCACCACUUUCAUCCUCCAUUAUACAUGAAGCCAAAGACGCUAUUUCACCUUCUGCAAAAUCUGAAGCCUCAAAACAUAUCGAUUCAAUUACAUCCUGGUUAUCCCAAAAGGAGCUAGGUCCCACUCCGUUUUCUUCUUUAGACAAGGAGGAGGAUGAGCAAAACGAAGAGGAAUCAUCUUCUGAUUCWUUUGAAGAAGCUCAAAAAGAACUCGGUCCAAUUUCUUCUUCUGAUUUGGAUAAAGAAGAUGAAGGUGCAUCCACUCCAGUUUCAUCCCCUUCAACCGUUAAUCAAGCCUUUGAUGUGGCAAAGCAAAAACUUGGCUCCUUGCUUUCCCAGAGCAAAGAGGAAAUAUUUUCUGAUUCACCCUCCAAUUUAGACGAAGCUUACAAAGAAUUGGGUCCAAUUUCUUCUGAUCAAGAUGCAUCCCCUUCAACGUUUAAUGAAGCAAAAGAGGCGCUAGGUUCACUUUCCCCUCAAGCCUUCGACAUGGAAAAUGAAAAACUUGGCUCAAUUAGGUCCUUGCUUUCCCAGAACAAAGAGGAAUCACCCUCCAUUUUAGACGAAGCUCCAUUUUCUUCUUCUGGUGAUUUGGAUAAAAAUGAAGAURCAUCAAGUCCGAUUUCAUCCUCAGAUGAACCCGAAGAAGCAUUCGCCCCUGUUUCACCUUCAACUUCAAAUUCAAAUGAAGCCUUGGACGACGUUGAAGAAACCCCGAUUACGCCCUUUCUUUCCCAAAACAAAGAGGAAAUAUUUUCUUAUUCACCCUCCAUUUUAGAUGAAGCCCAAAAAGAAAAACUUGGGAACGAAGAAGAAAUAUCUUCUGAUUCACCCUCCAAUUUAAACGAAGCUCAGGAAGAACUCAGUCCAAUUUCUUCUUCUGAUGAUGUGGACAAAGAUGAAGAUGCAUCAAGUCCGAUUUCAUCCUUGGAUGAACCUGAAGAAGCAUCCGCCCCUAUUUCACCUUCAACAUCAAAGGAAGCCUUCGACGACGCUAAAGAAAUUUUUUCCCAGAACAAAGAGGAAAUAUUUUCUGAUUCACUCUCCGUUUUAGACGAAGCACAGAAAGAACUUGGUCCAAUUUCUUCAUCUGAUUUGGAUAAAGAUGAAGAUGCAUCGGGUCCUAUUUCAUCCCCUGUUCCACCUUCAAAUUUUAACGAAGCAAAAGAGGCCCUAGGUUCAAUUUCUUCUCAAGCCUUGAAUGUGGCAAAAGAAAAAAUUGGCAAAAUUAGGUCAUUGCUCACCCAGAACAAAGAGGAAAUGUCCUCUGAUCCACCCUCCAAUUUAGACAAAGCGCAGGAAGAACUCAGUGCAAUUUCUUCUUCUGGUGAUCUGGAUAAAGAUGAAGAUGCAUCRAGUCCAGUUUCAUCCUUAGACGAAGCCGAAGAGGCAGUUGCCCCUGUUUUAUCUUCAAUUUCAAAUGAAGCAAAAGAGGCACUAGGUUCAAUUUCUCCCGAGGCCGUGGAAGGAAGUUUUGGCCCAAUUGCAUCCUUGAUUUCCCAAAACAAAGAGGAAAUAUCUUCUGAUUCAUCUUCCAUUUUAGAGGAAGCCCAGAAAGAACUCGGUCCAAUUUCUUCUUUUGAUUUUAAUAAAGAUGAAGWAGAGGCAUUUUCUCCUAUUUCACCUUCAAGUUCAGAUGAAGRGAAAGGUUCAAUUUCUUCUGAAGCCUUGGAUGAAAAUUUUGCCCCAAUUCCAGCUCAAAUGAAGGUGCAAAUACCUUCAAAAUCAAGCAUUUCUCCGAUAUACUUUGACCAUGAUGUGGCUUUAGCUAUUGAGUCGUUGAUUAAGCAAGGGCAGUCAAAUUCACAACUAGCUAUUGAGGAGGCUGACAAGUUAUUGAGUGAUGCAAAUUUUAGUCAAUCAAAAACAGGAAAAUGUGUGAAAAAAUGUAAGAACAAUUACGCAUCUUGUCUUGACAAACUGCAUAAGGCCAUGGAAGACCUUAGAGCUCGUAAUGCUGAAUUGCUCACCGAUGAUGUUAGUGCAGUGGAGGGAGACAUAUCCGCUUGUCAAAAAUGCUUUUUAGAGAAUCAGUCUCCAUUAAAGGAUUUGGAGGAGGCCACCAUCAAGGCUACUCGUGAAUGCUUAAAUGUUCUACAUCAUUCUAGUUGA